UUCAAAGGUUAUUUUUCGUAAAUAUAUGUUUACUCUGUCCGUCACUUUAAAUGGUUCAAAAUGCCUAAAAGGAAACAAGCAAUGACUGGAAGGAUGGAGAGCUGUACAGAAGUGACCAUCACUCCGAAGCCAGUAGAUAGGAAAUUAACAACUGCAUUGUGUAAGAAUCAGACAGUGGAGCAGAAAGUAAUCGUCAACACCACUGAAGCGACAAAUAGAUCAAGAAAAACAACACCUAUUUCAGUAGCAAAUGCAGAAAAUACAUGUAACCUGACAGAGGACAAAAAUGAUGAAAGUGAUGGAACAAUGAAGGAGAGAGAAGAUGCAGUAAUCACCAGUUUGACUUUUUCCUGUCCCUCCCCUGGCCGUAAGGGAUUAGGGCAUUCAACUGGAAAGUAUUCUCGUCAUAAAAGUGUAACUACGUGUCCAAUGGCAGCUAAAAAAAGGAAGCAAGAGGAAUCAGGAGUGGAGGCUGAUGUACCUGCUGCUAAAUGUAUCAAAGUGGAGAAAGUUGACCCUACUGGUGAAGUGGUGGAACUGAUCAAGGUCAAGGUUGAGGAGGAGGUGGAAAAUGAAACAGAUGAUCUGGUUAUGAACUCAUCUAAUGAGGGAGUGAAGUUGAUAGUAACAAAAAAACCAGCACUAGAAUCCCUUAAUGAGGAACAGCAGUGUUUUAGGGAGGCAGAGAGGGCUCUACGAAGUCUCUCUGGAGAGUUAGACUCAGAUGUGAUCAUUGAACAUACAAGUGUUGAGGAUGAGAUUAAGGAAGAACAUUCUAGUGAUGGAGAGAAAGAGGAGGUUGUGGUUGGAGAAAGUUCAGAGGACAUGUGUGUGAUCACAAAAGUGAUAACGGCUCCAAAACCUGACAUUGUGGAGAUUAAAGUAGAGAAAGCAGAUAAACCAUCAAUAUUUGUGUCACAAUCAUCAGAAAAACAGGACUUGUCUGGUGUUGUGUCGCAGUCAUCCAGUGAGGAGGAGAUUCUUAUAAAGAUUGAACAACAGUGUGCCACCAUUCAGUCACAGACAGGUCAGGCCUCCACCACACAGACAGAUGCCACAAUCACGAAAGUGGAGAUAGGAUCUGAUGUACAAACUGUAGCCACAUCUAAAGCUAUUCCUAUAUCUCUGAUCAGUAAUCUUAGCCAGAUCCAGGCCUCCACGAUAACAGUCACUCCCAAGGAGGAGAUGGAGGACGAGGAGGAAGAAGGCCAGUUCCAAGUUGUAGCAGAAUGGAGCGGGACAACGACAGGAGAAACAACUUCAACUACAAAUACAACCUCUGUUGCUAGUCAAAGUGUGAAAUCUGAGGAAGAUGUUAAGCCUAUGUUGGCACCAGAUGAUAGCAAAGACAAAGAUGUGAAGUGUCCGACUCCAGGAUGUGAUGGUUCAGGUCAUGUGACUGGUCUCUACUCUCAUCACAGAAGCUUAUCAGGCUGUCCGAGGAAGAGCAUGGCUCCACCUGAAGUGGUUGCCUUGCAUGAAAGCCUUGCCAGGUGUCCUACUCCAGGCUGUACCGGAAAGGGACACAUAAACAGCACCAGGAGCACACACAGAAGUUUGUCUGGAUGCCCAAUCGCUGCCAUGGGAAAACUAGUCAGUUCCACACAGGCAAAUGCUAGGAAAUCGGGGCUCCAUCUUGUUCUGCUCCCCAAAGAAGACGACCCAUCCAAGGCGGUUCUUGCCACAUGCAAUGAAAAAGAGCUCAUCCGAUUGGCUGCUCAGAAGUGCAAAUUGUCAGACAAAACAAUGAGUAGCUUGGCCGGACUGUCUGCCUCGGAGACGGACCGAGUGCUGCGACCAAUGAUACUAACCAAACAGCUGGAGCUGCAGAGUAUUGACUCUGUAGUGUCCACCUCCACACCGCGGGGCAAUCUGGCAAAAGAAUUAGAGAAGUAUAACCGUCCAGAACUGCAGGGAGCACCCACAGCCCCUACAGCUGCUGUCAGUCAGGCAACAACACCGGGACCUACUACAGUGGAACAGUCCAGUCCCCCAGAACGUUCCACAACACCCCCACUUCCCCCUGCCAAACCCAAGAUCAUGAAACGUGACUCAGACCGUCCCAAUAUCCUCCGACGACCAAGUUUAAAGCCUCAGAAUAAAUCAUCAUCAUCAUCAUCAUCAUCUUCAUCAAGCAGUAGUGUGUCUUCUGCCAAUAGCCUCUCCCGAAGUUCAUCAACCACCUCACUGGAAGGGAGUGACUUCAUGAACAGUGUUAGUGAUCUUCUAGGCAGGAAAAAAGUGCCCUCCGGUGGGGCUCCACCGUCUUCAGUGGCAUUUACCAGGUCUGUUACGACGUUGACUAUUCCUAAUCCCUUGAUGGCGAAGUCUAAAAUGCCCACCCCUGGAUCUAUACUCCCCUCCAAAACAACCAAAACCUCAACCAAAUCCACAAUCAGCUCUAUUUACGUCAGUCCCACAGGACAAACCAUCAACGUGCCCUCGGGGUACGUCUUACUCCCUCAAUACACGAAAAAGUGUGGGGACUUAAAUGCUGACAGAUUAUCAGGGGAGCCCACUUGUAGUCCAGUAGACCAUGACAACGACCCUCGUUCUCAAAGUCCAGACUCGCUCAAGGCCAAGAUGGAAAAUAAAGAAAGCCUUCAGUGUCCCACCGUUGGAUGUGACGGAUCGGGACACAUCACAGGGAAUUACUCCUCUCACAGAAGCCUAUCGGGGUGCCCAUUGGCUGAUAGAGCCACGGUACAAGCCAAUCAGAUUGAAUUAAAAUGUCCUACUCCGGGCUGUGACGGGUCAGGCCAUGUCACUGGUAACUACGCAUCACACCGCAGUCUGUCUGGUUGUCCACGAGCGGCCAAGCUAAAAAAGAUCCUGGGUAAAGAAGGGGACCGUAAGGAGGAUGAACCCCUGAGAUGUCCAAUUCCAGGGUGUGAUGGGACAGGUCAUGUGACCGGAAAGUAUUUGUCUCAUCGCAGUGCCUCUGGAUGUCCUCUUGCCAAUAAACACAAACUUCAGAGACAGCUCCUGGCCAGCUUGGAUGGUCAGGACCCAGAACUAGCAAAGUCACUGAAAAUGGAUGGCGUUGUGUGCCCCACUCCAGGAUGUGAUGGAUCUGGGCAUGCUAACGGCAGCUUCCUAUCUCAUCGCAGCCUGUCUGGCUGUCCAAGGGCCACCCAGGCCAUGAAAAAAGCCAAACUUAGUCCUGCAGAGCUCACUACUCUUCAUAUGAAACUCCAGAAUGGGGAAGAUUUAGAGGAAGAUGAAGAAUUUCAGCAGAUGGAUGAAGAAAUAUCAGAACUGCGGUCCUCAAAUAUGGCUGUUGAGUCCACAGUGAUCAAAUUGAGAUCAGAAGUUUCAAGUCUGGAGAACCAGGUCCAUCAGGAGGAGAAGGAAAAUUUUGCCAUUGCCCAGCAGAAUGAAAAUCUCAAAAACUACCUCAACACAUUAAAGAAGGAAAUUCUGGGGGUGUUAGCUAGUCAGAACAUUCCUCACCUCAAUCCAAGCUUGGUAAAUGAGGACAACUUAGAGGCCUGCAUCAGUCAGCUACAGAGCUUAUAUGCCAACCACUCAGGGGAUGGUAAUGUCUUCUAUAACACUGUCAACAUAUCUGUCUCAGAAAUACAGGUAGCUUAG
Molecule: messenger RNA, 3594 nt
Organism: Ylistrum balloti
Lineage: Eukaryota; Metazoa; Mollusca; Bivalvia; Pectinida; Pectinidae
Product: myelin transcription factor 1-like
Exons: 21
Coding region: 61-3594 (1177 amino acids)
Biological process (GO): regulation of DNA-templated transcription
Cellular component (GO): nucleus
Molecular function (GO): zinc ion binding
Source: RefSeq, a predicted model, not a curated record